Puccinia graminis f. sp. tritici CRL 75-36-700-3 is the source of this 1385-nucleotide messenger RNA. RefSeq lists its product as uncharacterized. The transcript has 4 exons. Bases 85 to 1149 code for a protein of 354 amino acids. NCBI's taxonomy places the organism in Eukaryota, Fungi, Basidiomycota, Pucciniomycetes, Pucciniales, Pucciniaceae. The record is from RefSeq and is a predicted model, not a curated record.
AGAACAGCCAAGCCACCACCAAGACCCACCACACUCGAAGGAAGACAACCAACCAUCCCCUCACAAACAGAACUUCAAGCAAGGAUGUCGAGUCGCUGGCGAGAACGAAAAGCGACCUUGGUAUCUUCUGCGGAGCUACAGGCCCGGCGGAAGGCCUUACUAGCGCCGGUACAGCGGUAUCGCCGAGGAUGGGUCCAGCUGCGGGCGGAUUCGGCCUACAAGGUUCUCAAAUGGGUCCCACGAGACAUGGUCCCAGGUACGACGAGCUCGGUGGGACAGCUGGAGGGGUUUUUCGAGGAGGCAGACGAAAUUGAUGCGUCGACGGACGAGGAAGAGGAGGAAGAGGAGGGGGACGAACGAGAGGGGGAUGAGUCGGAAGUAGACGUUGUGGGCUCGGGGCGGGGCCGAUCGACGGGCGAGGCUGAGGAGACCAACGAGCCCUCGUCGGCGAGGAGCCACAAGGGCCUCAAGAUGGAACGGAAGACGUCGAAGGCCGUCGAGGAUACUGAGCGGGUCGGCGGCCAGCUGGCCGGCCUCGAGACCGGCCAGAUUGCUGAGCAGAUCGAGAUCGACGAAGACGAUGAGGAAGAGGAGGAGCUCGGGGAUCAGACCGCCGUUGACCAGGAGCCUCAGAGUCAGACAUUCCCGAUGGACGAAGACGAGGACGAAGACGGCCGCGAACAGGCCGUCAUGAUCGCCCCCUACUCUUCCCAUUCGGAACCUGCCCCCUUGUCCACCACCUCCUCAAUCCUUCCCCCGGGCCAGCAAACAUCUACGAAUGAUCUGUCCGCAGACCAUAUUCCCGGUCUGAGAAUUACCGCAGAACUCACUCAACCAUCUUAUACCUCGUCCACAGAUCAGCAACCGUUGCUCGGGGCUACACCCAACACUUCCCAACCGAUCCCGUCGAUCGUUUACCCCACCCAAGCUCCUGAGCUGAGCCUAGAGGAGACAGACCAAGGCUUAUCAGCACCGCUAUCCAACACGUCAGGAGCCCAAUCAGACCUAGUUCAACCGGAACAAGUAUCCGCCGAAGAUCCGGGCCACAUGAUCGAUUCAAAUGGUCCCGAGAUAGGCGCACCAACCAUUGACGUUUCUGGCGCGGUCUCUGGACCAGAAGAUCCCUCCCCGGCCGCCUCGAUGGCUUGAUCUCACUCCAAUAGCCCUCUCUCUCCCUCCCUCCCACUCUAUAUCUCCCAUGGGCAUGCAUCCACGCCCCCGAACGUUUUUUUUCACACUUUGUUGUUGUACGCACCCUUCUUAUACCCCGAGAUCUCUCCUAUUAGAACAGCUGUUUUGUUUGUUGUAAUUCAAAAGUCAAGAAAGAGACCCAGAGUUUCUGCUCAUAUAUAUAUAUAUAUCCAGUCAAUAUAUACGACAUCUUG